This is a messenger RNA of Fonsecaea erecta, 1230 nucleotides long. RefSeq lists its product as hypothetical. The record is from RefSeq and is a predicted model, not a curated record. The transcript is spliced from 3 exons. Lineage: Eukaryota; Fungi; Ascomycota; Eurotiomycetes; Chaetothyriales; Herpotrichiellaceae. Bases 1 to 1230 code for a protein of 409 amino acids. Gene Ontology annotation, molecular function: actin binding.
AUGCCUGCUCCUCCACCACCUCCGCCGCCUCCACCUCCUCCUCCCCCCCCGAGCAUGGGAGGACCUCCACCUCCGCCGCCUCUCCCUGGAGGUUCACUGCCUUCUGCACCGCCCAAGUCAGUUGCGAAAGGACGGGACGCUUUGUUAUCAGACAUCACAAAAGGCGCUCGGUUGAAGAAGGCUGUCACCAAUGAUCGCUCGGCGCCUCUGGUCGGCAAGGCCUCUGGGGGUGGAGGAGGGCCAAUAGCAGGAGCACCGCCGGUCCCUGGAGGAAUAAAGGCACCCAGUGGUCUCGCCCCUCCAGUCCCGAGUGGUGGGAACCGAGCCCGGAGUCACAGCGAUGCCGGCGGCGAUGCCAGCCUCGAUGGACCACCGCAGUUGGCAGGAUUGUUCGCUGGAGGAAUGCCGAAGUUGAGGAAGACGCGAGGAGGAAUCGACACCGGAGCCGGGUUAGACGGCGCUCAUUCAGACUCGGAAACAUCUGCACCAGUCGCCCCUCGACCUUCCUUGUCAACGGCGCCCCGUCCGCCGUCAAUGCCUGCUCCUCCUGUGCCAGGUUUCAGACCUCCUCUACCGCAGUCAACGGACUCUGCGCCGGCAAUUCCAAGUCCAUUGGCCCAUCUCAAAAAGCCUCCUCCUAAACCAUUGUCGAAGCCUUCGUCUGUAGCCAAUCUAGUCGCAGGAAAGCCACCACCACCUCCCCCUGCUGCACGAAAAGUCAGUGCUGCUGCUCCUCCUCCUCCGGCUCCGCCACCGCCUCCGCCAUCGUCCUUGGGUUCCGUCCCUCUCGCACCACCACCUCCUCCGCCGCCCUCAAUAAGUCCAGCUCCUCCAGCGCCUCCGCCACCGCCGCCACCACCCCCGACAGCAAGCCCUGCACCGCCACCACCACCGGCAGCAAGUCCAGCUCCUCCCGCUCCCCCUCCGCCGCCUCCGCCGCCUCCAAGCUCUGCACCUUCAUUAGCACCACCACCUCCGCCCUUACCGCCUUCUACUUCUCCAGGACCGCCGUCGAGGUUAACGCCCCCUCCACCACCAGGUCCGCCUCCACCACCUGCUCAACCACCAGCAACAAAUGGUGCAGGCUCCACCCUCACCAUCGUCUCCCGUUUCUCCACCUGCUUCGCGUCGAGUAUCACAAAUGCCGUCUCGACCCGCACUAGAUGCAAGUUCAUACACGCUGACGAACGGGAGCCUGUUUGGAACUUCGAGCGGAUCGGGUUCAUUUAG